Molecule: messenger RNA, 814 nt
Organism: Lingula anatina
Lineage: Eukaryota; Metazoa; Brachiopoda; Lingulata; Lingulida; Lingulidae
Product: transmembrane protein 267-like
Source: RefSeq, a predicted model, not a curated record
AUAUCGUCAACAAUCUUCGGCAUGGAGAUGAAUGCUGACAGUAUUUUGCAAAAAAUGUUGACCAAUAAAGCAUGAUGCACAUGGAGUCAUCUUCUAUCUUAUGAACUCUAUGGCUUCUGUAGCAACAAAGGCCAGGGGGAGAAACAGAAAUGCCAAUAGACUGGAAGUAUGUCGUCACGCCGAAGAUAGCACUGCUUGAGGCUCUCGUUGUUGUAAUUUUCUUAACAGGCGACGGGCUGCUGGGAUUUUCAUUUGAAUCUGCUUAUGCUGAUACUUUACGAGCACUGUCAGACAACUUAACCCAUGGCCUGAUUGCAGCAAUUUCAUGGGCGAUUGUCAUUGAUGGACAAGCUGAUUCACCACGAGGUGCUUUACUGCAGAUUUUAUUAUGUGGCGCUCUGGGCAGUUUGGUGGACGUUGAUCAUUUUCUUGCAGCUAGAUCACUUAAAUUAAAGGCUGCCCUGUCUUUACCUCAAAGACCACCAUUCCAUGCUACAACUGUCAUUCCUGUAAUUUCACUGGUAAUACUCGUCACUCAAAGACUCACUCAGACCAGGCACCUGCCGUACCUGCCUCUGUUGUUCCUGGUCUCCUGGCUCUCUCACCACACCAGGGACGCAGUACGGAGAGGAUACUGGAUGUGGCCAUUUGGAGAAACUCCUCCUUUACCCUACGGGACUUAUGUCAUGUUAAAUAUAGGACUUCCUCUGAUAGUGAGAUGUAUUGUACUGUAUUCAAAAUUGUCUGAGCAACCUCACCUUGGUUUAGAAGUUGUUUGAGACUGUUCAUAUCUCAGUAGAAAAAUUGAUUUUGC